UGAAGAGAGAAGAAAUGCUUCUGGAUUUGGAUCAGUCUGUGAAUGAUUCUUGGAUUGUCUUGAGGAGCAUUGCUCCAUAACCAUGAACUUUGGUAAACCAUCACAUAACUUAAGUUCUGGUUGUAAAGCUGUAAAUCACAAAAACACCUACUGAGGACUUUAAUUUCACAGCUACUUAAAACAGUGGGUGCAGCUCUACUCCUCUUCAGUGUGUUCUGACUUCAACUCGUGCACAGGACUGAAAAAGGAAGGAAAUAACAGCAGUGAAGAUGGGAAAGCGGCACUUCUCAGGGCUGGAGUUUUCCCUGAUGAUGUUGUUUUCAUUGGUGUUGGUGGUUGCUGUCGCAAUGGUCGUUUUACUGGCCACUGGGGAACCAGGGACUAUGAAAGAAGGAUCAGAUCCAGACAUCAUCCCAGAAUGUCCCAACAUUCCAGAGGGAGAGAGAGUGGACUGUUUCCCAGAUGGCAGCGCUUCCCAGCAAAAAUGUUUGGAAAGGGGUUGCUGUUGGAGCCCCUUGAGUGAGACAAAUGUCCCCUGGUGCUUUUUCUCCAAAAACCACGGCUACAGCGUGGUCAGCGAAAGCAAGCCAGACAGCACACAUAUUGAGGCCAAGCUGACAAGAAUGGAUGCUCCAUCUCUAUUUGGAGCUGAUAUUAAACAGUUGACCUUCUCUGCUGAAAUGCAGACAGAAAACCGUCUUCGAUUUAAGAUCACUGAUGCAAAUCAAGCAAGGUUCGAGGUUCCUCACGAGCAUGUGCAGUCACUUUCCGACACUCCCAGCGGACCCCUAAAAUAUAGACUGGAGCUGAUCCAGAAACCCUUUGGGCUGAAAGUUUGGAGAACAACAUCUCCUCAAAAACUUUUGUUUGACACAACCAUUGGGCCACUGGUUUUUGCUGAUCAGUACCUUCAGCUCUCAGCUAAACUCCCCUCUCACAAUAUUUAUGGCCUUGGAGAGCAUGUCCAUCAGACCUUCCGUCAUGACACCAACUGGAGGACCUGGCCUAUCUUCACAAGAGAUGCUUUUCCCAAUGGGGGCACACACAACCUGUAUGGCCAUUACCCCUAUUUCACAUGUCUGGAAGAUGCAAGUGGACAAUCCUUUGGUGUUUUCCUCAUGAACAGCAAUGCUAUGGAAGUGACAGUUCAGCCUGCUCCGGCCGUAACCUUCCGGACUAUUGGUGGGGUUCUGGAUUUCUACAUCCUAGUUGGAGAAACACCGGAAAGAGUGGUGGACGAGUUCACGAAACUGAUUGGCAGGCCUUUCAUCCCUCCGUACUGGUCUCUGGGCUUCCAGCUCUCUCGCUGGGACUACGGCAGCCUGGAGGAGGUGAAGAAAGUCGUGGAGAGAAAUCGACAGGCCGGCCUUCCGUAUGAUGUCCAGUACACUGAUAUUGACUACAUGGAGAACAAAAAGAUCUUCACCUAUGAUAUGGAGAAAUUUGCAGAGCUGCCUCAGUUUGCUGACUACAUGCAUGAUAAAGGGCAGAAAUACAUCGUCAUACUGGAUCCUGCCGUAUCCACAGGUCAAAGGAUAAACGGACCCUAUGAAGCACUUGAGAGGGGACAUGCAGCUAAGGCUUGGGUCACUGAACCAGAUGGAGAAACACCUUUACUGGGAGAGGUCUGGCCAGGGGAAACUGUGUUUCCUGAUUACACUAACCAGGCUUGCAUUGAUUGGUGGGUUGAUGAAAUUUCCCGGUUCCACAAGCAAGUCAAGCAUGAUGCUCUCUGGAUUGACAUGAAUGAGGUGGCCAAUUUUGUGAAGGGAGGCAUUAAAGGCUGCGCUGAUAACAAACUCAACUAUCCUCCAUUCACCCCAAGUAUCCUCGAUGACCUGAUGUACAGUAAGACUUUAUGCAUGGAUGCUAAACACAAAUGGGGGAACCACUAUGAUGUCCACAGUCUGUAUGGGUACUCUAUGGUCCUGGCCACUGACAAGGCGUCAAAAGCAACGUUUGGGACGAGCCGUUCCAUGGUCUUCACCCGCUCCUCCUUCCCUGGGGUGGGCAAAUACUCUGGGCACUGGUUGGGAGACAACGGUGCCAACUGGAAUGACAUUAAGUGGGCGAUACCCGGCAUGCUAGAGUUUAACCUCUUCGGAAUCCCUUAUAUCGGUGCGGAUAUCUGUGGGUUCUUUGACAACUCGACGGAGGAGCUUUGCACACGUUGGAUGCAAGUGGGCGCGUUCUACCCCUUCAGCCGUAACCACAACGCACAAGGUUAUGCGGACCAGGACCCUGCAGCAUACGGCUUUGACUCUCUCGUGGUGAACACCUCCAGGCAUUACCUGAACAUUAGAUACAUGCUCUUGCCGUACCUCUACACUCUGUUCUACAAGGCCCAUGUUAACGGAGAGACCGUAGUGCGUCCCAUGAUGCAUGAGUUCUAUUCUGACAGUGAAACCUGGGCAGUGCACAAACAGUUCAUGUGGGGAGCACAUCUUCUCAUCACACCUGUGCUGGAUCCUGGAGUUGAAUUUGUGGAGGCCUAUAUCCCAGAUGCCAUCUGGUACAACUUUGAAACGGGGGUAAAGAUUACAGAUCGCAAAGCAACAAUUCAAAUGCUCCUGCCAGAAGAUAAAAUUGGUUUGCAUCUGAGAGGUGGAGGCAUUCUGCCUGUACAGAGACCAGAUGUCACCACUACAUACAGCCGGCGUCAUCCCAUGGGACUGAUCGUCGCACUCAAUGACAACAAGGCUGCGUCAGGCGAGCUAUUUUGGGAUGACGGAGACUCUCGAGAUACUGUUGCAUCUGGUGAUUACAUUCAUUACCAGUUUUCCGUGGCUAAUGAUGUUUUGUCAAUGCAAGUUGCCCACAAUGGAUACCGGGAUCCAAAUAACUUGAAGUUUGAGAACAUCACGGUGUUGGGAGUGACUGCAGCUCCUGCUGUUGUGACCGUUUCAGACGGCAACACUGUUAUCUCUCUGUCUGACUCCCAGAUUCAAUAUGACAAGCAGGUGCUACAUCUGAAAAAUUUGGAGCUGGAACUUGGGAAGGACUACACAGUCAACUGGGAUGCCAAAAUCCCUGCAAGUAUUGAUUGCUAUCCUGAAGGGAGUGAAGACCAGGCCAAAUGUGAAGCCCGCGGCUGCAUCUGGGAGCCAUCAAGUAUCCCUAAGUGUUAUUACUCCGAGAACCACGGCUACAUCACCAGCAAAAAGGUUGAGACACUAAGCGGCAUCACUGUAGAUAUAGACCGCAAUACUGAAUUCCCAAGUCAGCGUUCUCGAUCUCGAGACAUCAGCAAGCUACGGGUGAAUAUCACAUACCUGAGUGGAAGAAGCCUACGUUGGAAGAUCUUUGACCCAGAAAAUGCACGCUACGAGGUCCCCAUUCCCCUUGACCUGCCAGCCGCACCAGAAACAGUGGAAAACAACAGAGACUAUAGGGUUCAAAUCAAUGACAAACCAUUUGGGAUCCAAGUGAUCAGAAAAGGAACAGAAGAAGUGAUAUGGAACUCUGCCGUGCCGGGGUUCAUUUUCUCCGAUCAGUUCCUUCAGAUCUCCACACGCCUUCCCACAGAAUAUGUCUAUGGUUUUGGUGAAACAGAGCACCCUACCUAUAAACAUAACCUCAACUUCAACAAAUACGGCCUGUUUGCGAAAGACCAGCCUCCAGGGUAUAAGCUGAACAGCUAUGGAGUUCAUCCAUUCUAUAUGGGACUGGAGAAAUCCAAAAAUGCUCAUGGCGUCCUCCUGCUCAACAGCAAUGCUAUGGAUGUGGCCUUCCAACCUACUCCAACUCUGACCUACCACACCAUCGGAGGUAUCUUGGACUUCUACAUGGUGAUGGGACCCACUCCAGAAGAAGUUGUUCAGCAGUACACUGAGAUGAUCGGCCGCCCGGUUCUUCCAGCCUACUGGUCGCUCGGAUUCCAGCUUUGCCGCUACGGCUACUCCAAUGAUACAGAGAUCGCAGAUCUUUACAGAGACAUGAAAGCAGCUCAAAUACCUUAUGAUGUGCAAUAUGCAGACAUUGACUACAUGGAGAGGCAGAUGGACUUUACGCUGGACCAAGAUAAUUUUAAAGAACUGCCUACUCUGGUGGACCAGAUGAGAGCUGAGGGAAUGCGUUUCAUCUUCAUCCUGGACCCGGCGAUAGCGGGCAAUGAGACAAAAGGCUCCUACCCUGCAUUUGAGACCGGAAUUCAAAAAGACGUUUUCAUCAAAUGGCCUUCUGAGUUCAGCAAUGACAUUGUGUGGGGGAAGGUAUGGCCUGACUAUCCCAAUAUCACUGUGGACAAUUCUUUGGACUGGGAUACUCAAGUAGAGCUAUUCAGAGCUUUCGCAGCAUUCCCUGAUUUCUUCAAGACCAGUACAGCAGAGUGGUGGGGAGAGCAGAUUAAAGACUUUUACAACAACAUCAUGAAGUUUGACGGACUCUGGAUCGACAUGAAUGAGCCGGCCAGUUUUGUGCAUGGCACCGUUGGAGAAAAUUGUCUAGGGAAUAAAGAUUUAGAAGAUCCUCCAUACAUGCCCCCACUGGAGUCCAUGCAGAGAGGUCUAAAGCACAAGACUUUAUGCAUGAACAGCGAGCAGAUCCUGGCUGACGGCACACGUGUCAAACAUUACGAUGUCCACAACUUGUAUGGCUGGGCUCACACAAAACCCACUUAUGAUGCUUUGCUUAGUACAACUGGAAAGAGAGGUGUCAUAGUUACCCGUUCAACAUACCCGUCUAGUGGACGCUGGGCAGGACAUUGGCUGGGAGACAACUACUCCGCCUGGGACCAGCUUCUGAAGUCCAUCAUAGGCAUGAUGGAGUUCAGCAUAUUUGGCAUCCCUUACACCGGGGCUGAUAUCUGCGGCUUCUUUAACACUGCUGAAUAUGAGAUGUGCUUGCGCUGGAUGCAGCUUGGAGCUUUCUAUCCAUUCUCCAGAAACCAUAACACCAUCAACAUGCCAAGACAGGAUCCCGUGGCCUGGGGACCAGAGUUUGCUGAGAUGUCUCGUGAUGUGCUGAACAUUCGCUACACCCUCCUGCCGUAUUUGUACACACUGAUGUAUGAAGCCCACGUGCACGGAAACACUGUGGUCAGACCCAUGCUGCACGAGUUUGUCACAGAUGAAAAAACCUGGGGCAUUGACAAACAGUUCCUCUGGGGUCCCGCUCUUCUAAUCACACCUGCUCUGGACCUGGGCGUCACUGUGGUCAAGGGAUACCUGCCAAAUGGCGUCUGGUACGAUUACCACACGGGUAAAGCUAUAAGAACAGGAGGAGAGUUUGUGGAUAUGGAUACACCGUUAGACAAAAUUAACCUGCAUGUGAGAGCAGGCCACAUUCUUCCCUGGCAGAAACCAGAGAACAACACGCACUACAGUCGUCAGAAUACUCUUGGUCUGAUUGUUGCUCUUGAUGAUGGAGGUGCAGCAAAGGGAUCCCUGUUCUGGGAUGAUGGAGAGGGAAUCGAUACUGUCCAGAAUGGCAAAUACCUCUUGACAUCUUUCUCUGUGUUUGAUCGCACUCUUACCAGUGAGGUUUCUAUGAAUGGGCUGGCCGAGGCUGACAGACUGACCCUGGGUGUCGUGAGGGUUUGGGGAGUAACAAGCAGUGUCACUCAGGUUACCAUGACAGUGAAUGGGAAACCUGAUGCCAACUUGGUUUUCAAAUAUAACCCUGAGACUCAGGAGCUGAAUAUUGACGCUUCAUCACAAUCUCACACCAUCGAAAAACCUUUCAAAAUCACCUGGAACAAAACUUAGUCAUGGACACAAGUCUACAGAGAGCAGCUUGAGACAAGAGCAAUCAAACGAUUGUUUACGUUUUUAUUUAUGAAUUUUCAGUCAACUAGUAAUUUAUUUAACAUUUCUGUUGGAAGCUUUUUAUGGAUAUCGUCUGGAUUUAAAA
This is a messenger RNA of Carassius carassius (crucian carp), 5850 nucleotides long. RefSeq names its product sucrase-isomaltase, intestinal-like. Gene Ontology annotation, biological process: carbohydrate metabolic process. Gene Ontology annotation, molecular function: carbohydrate binding; alpha-1,4-glucosidase activity. The transcript is spliced from 48 exons. The record is from RefSeq and is a predicted model, not a curated record. The coding region runs from base 270 to 5705 and encodes 1811 amino acids. Lineage: Eukaryota; Metazoa; Chordata; Actinopteri; Cypriniformes; Cyprinidae.